Messenger RNA from Somion occarium, 1990 nucleotides. The record is from the annotation of a GenBank genome assembly. NCBI's taxonomy places the organism in Eukaryota, Fungi, Basidiomycota, Agaricomycetes, Polyporales, Cerrenaceae.
GUUCAACUUGCAACAAACGUUCAUCCCCAUCAUCUCCAGGGUCCUGGAACCCGUAUAAGGCACCCAUAUUUACGACUUGUUACGAAAAUAAUGUCUGGAUUGCCAUCGAAGAACAAUCCGUACGGUGCAUACCCCGAUAUCCACAUGAAUACCGCAAAAGGAUAUACUGCAAGCAGUCCCGAUAUCCGCAUGGCGACUGCGAAAGGCAUGACCCUCAGCAACGACAUCACGAUGAACACCGCAAGAGUAGACACCACGCUUAAACAAGGCCGCUUUCAGCCUUGGGAGCAGGAAUUGCUGGACAGUCCUGAAGUCAGACGAAAAUCCACUGUAGCACAGCUUUAUUUCCUCGAUUACUACUUUCAAUUACUAGGAUACCUCGCAGCUCGAAAAGACAGACGAGCAAAGUUCGACGCCGACACUGCAGCUCGGGGCCUCACAGCGUCCGAAUACGCUAAAGAAUAUAAAUCUUAUCGUGGCAGGGAACGCGUCGUACUACGUAAACGAAGAACCAAACUCAAGGUCGAUCAAUUUCACAUCAUCGCUCAGAUCGGUCAAGGAGGAUAUGGCGAGGUCUUCCUGGCGCGCAAGCAAGAGACCGGAGAGAUUUGCGCAUUAAAGAAGAUGCGCAAGCGGACGUUGUUCAAGAUGGAUGAGAUCAGGCACGUCCUUGUGGAGCGAGAUAUUCUGACUGCGACGAAGACCCCAUGGCUUGUCCGACUUCUUUACGCUUUCCAGGAUCCCCAAUUUGUCUAUUUGGCAAUGGAGUAUGUCCCUGGAGGCGACUUCCGAACUCUGCUGAAUAACUCGGGUGUCCUCAAGGAAGAGCAUGCCAGAUUCUACAUCAGUGAGAUGUUCGCCGCAGUGAAUGAGCUUCACAAACUUGGUUAUAUUCAUCGAGAUCUCAAGCCAGAGAAUUUCCUUAUCGACGGUACAGGACAUGUCAAGUUGACAGACUUCGGUCUGGCAACCGGAGCACUGAACCCGCAACGUAUCGAAUCACUCAAAGUCAAGCUCGAUAAGGUGAAAGAUGUCCCUCUCGUCCACCGCUCCACUAUCGAACGUCGUUCCAUCUAUCGUUCAAUCCGAAACCAAGACCCUCGAUACGCCGACUCCAUAGUCGGUUCCCCUGAUUACAUGGCACCGGAAGUCCUCCGAGGGAAACCAUACACGUAUUCCGUAGACUACUGGUCCUUAGGGUGUAUCUUCUUCGAGUUCCUCGCCGGGUUUCCACCAUUCAGCGGUAGCACCCCAGAGGAAACUUGGGCAAAUUUGAAGAAUUGGUCAACGGUGUUGAGGAGGCCUCAUUACGAUAACCCAGAGGAUAUGAUCUUCAACUUGUCUGAUGUUGCCUGGGACGCGGUCACUAGGUUGAUCGCGCAUGCAUCUGUCCGUUACUCCUCCCUCGAUCAAUUGAAGUCCCAUCCUUUCUUCAAGAACGUCAAAUGGGACAACGUGCGUUCCACCCGAGCGCCUUUCGUUCCCGCCCUCGACUCAGAGAUCGACACGGGUUACUACGAUGACUUCACUUCAGCCGAAGAUAUGGAGAAGUAUGCCGAGGUAAAGGAGAAGCAGCGUAAUGUGGAGGCAGUGAGGGAGAAGGAGGAACCUUUCUCAAGAGGUGUUUGGGUGGGGUUCACGUUUGGAAAGAAUGGUCCGAACGUGAAAGCGAUUAAUGCGAUGGGUGGUGGGUCGGAAGAUGGCGCGUUGGCGACUAUCUUCUAGAGGUGAGAGAGUCGCUUGGAGAAUAUUUCAAGAUCGUGAGGUACGUUUCGGAGUGUAUUUGGUUAGAGCGGAUUAUACAUGUACACGUAUACCAAGAUACCCCUUCGCUUUCGUAUGUAGUUCGCUUUCGUAAAGGUUAUCGUCAGUAGAAACUUAGCAAUUUCACUUGUGGUUGAUCCGCAACUCAUCACUAUGACACGUUGGAGGAUGCAUAGCUUCAACUACGGACGUCUAUACGAGAAGAUAAAAUCAUGACCAUUCCAUC